AUGCGGCCGCGCGAGGGAUGGCGGCGGCGGCGAUGAUGAUGAUGAUGGCGGCGCCGCCUCCUCUCACCGUCCCCGGGCCGGUUCCUUCAACGCAGAAAACAGACCCCCGUCUCUGUCCGCCCGCAAAUGUACACAUCAACGCAUGCAGUGUUGGUUCUAGCUCUUGAAUUCUGAAGCAAGGAUGGAGAGUGACACGAUGGAGACAGAGGCCGAUGACAGUGGGCCAGCUGCGGACUCCAUCUCCGUUUCCUCCUUAAAGCUGAACGGCUUUAACUCGCAGUUGAGUGACGGCGAAAACGAAGACUUGAACUAUGACGGAGGUGAUUUGGAAGUCAAUCCUUUCGAUGGACUCCCUUUUUCCUCUCGUUAUUAUGAGCUCCUAAAAUGGAGAAAAACUCUGCCGGUCUGGGGUGCAAAGUACCAUUUCAUGGAAAGCCUUGUCAACAAUAAUAUGGUACUGGUGUCAGGCCAACUAGGAUGUGGCAAAAGUACACAGAUUUCCCAGUGGUGUGCUGAGUAUGCCCUGUCGGCCCGGUAUCAACACGGAAUGGUGGUCUGCACUCAACCCCACAGUCUGUCCGCCAUGUGUUUAGCACAACGUGUAGCAGAUGAACUGGACUUAAACGUAGGGCAUGAAGUUGGAUACCGUGUUCCUUAUGAAGACUGCUGCACAACAGAAACUAUUCUCAGGUACUGCACAGAUGAUAUAUUGCUCUGUGAAAUGAUGUCCGAUCCCUUGCUACGUCACUACGGAGUUAUAAUUAUCGAUGAAGCCCACGAGCGAACCGUCGCAACUGAUGUGCUCCUUGGUUUAUUGAAAGACUUGCCAAAGCAGAGGCCGGAGCUGAAGUUGGUCGUGAUCACAGCACCGUACCUGGCGGACAGACUAGGGAGUUACUAUCCUGACGUGCCUUUUGUGAAAGUGGAGGGUGCUGCUGAAAGUUCAUUUCCCAUGGAAGUCAUAUAUCGAGAUGGACAGUUUAAGGACUGUGUCUCAGCUGCUUCACAAACGGUACUGGAUAUCCACAGAAAGGGAGAAGAGGGCAACAUUAUAGUCUUCUUGGCCAGUGAAAAGGAGGUAACCGAUUGCUGUAGAAGCAUACGGACAGAAGGGGGAGCUAUUGGGUCUCAGUUGGGAGAGCUGAUCCCGAUUCCAUUGCAUUCGGGCACCGGAUGUAACUUUCAGAAGAUUUAUGAAAAUUGCAACCAGAAGUUUAAAGAUCAUCGUAGGAAAAUUAUCAUUGCAGACUCCUUAGCUGAUUCUUCAUUUUCUAUUGACGUUUCUUAUGUGAUAGACUCUGGAAUGGAACAAAAAACUGUAUAUAAUCCUCGCAUUCGGGCUGAUUCUCAGGUAAUUCAACCCAUUAGCAAGAGCCAGGCUGAGCUGAGGUGCCAGAGACUAGGUCACACCUGCCCAGGGAAGUGUUUCCGCUUGUACUCGGAAGCAUUCCACAACAAAAUGGCGUCGGUUCCCCCACCUAGAGUGUCUGAGACCAACCUGAGUCACCUAGUGCUUCUGCUGAAGAGGCUGGAUAUUGCAGACAUGGGACAAUGUGACUUCCUGGACAGACCAGCUCCCGAGGCUCUGAUGCAGGCACUGGAGGACCUGGAUUAUUUAGCUGCUCUGGACGACGACGGGAAUUUGUCAGAAGUUGGAAUAAUUAUGUCUGAAUUCCCCCUGGAUCCCCAGCUUGCCAAAGCUCUGCUUGCAUCUUGUGAAUUUGACUGCGUGAAUGAGAUGUUAACAAUAGCUGCAAUGGUAAUAGCAUCACCGUGUUUCGUUGUGCCACCAAAGCAUUUGGAGGAAUCUGCGGCGAUUCGCAGAAGGGUACUUCUGCAUCCUGAGGGCGACCAUUUUACGCUCAUCAAUGUCUACAAUGCCUUCAAACAGCAUAAUGAAGAUGAAACGUGGUGCCUGAAGAAUUAUCUGAGUUAUUCUGCUCUGAAGUUGGCCGAUAUCAUUCGUUACGAACUUUUGGAGCUGAUGCAGAGAAUCGAGCUGCCAAUCUCACCACCUAACUUCGGGAUGGAAGAGAACGUUCUCAACAUAAAGCGAGCUCUAAUCUCUGGCUACUUCCUUAAGGUGGCCAGAGAUGUGGAUGGAUCUGGAAAUUACUUGAUGCUGAAUCACAAUCACGUGGCUCACCUACAUCCUAUGUCGUCUUACCUCACCCGAAAACCUCAGCUGCCGCCUCCCUCCUGGGUCCUUUAUCAUGAGUUUACCAUCUUUCAAGACAACUGUAUCAGUGUUGUCUCCGAGAUUCACCCGGAAAUGCUGCUUGAGUUUGCACCACAGUACUACCUUAGCAACCUACCAGCCAGCGAGAGCCGUGACCUGCUGAUGGAACUGAGGGAGAAGGAGAGCGGGGCUGAAACCCAGCCUGAUGAGGAGUCGGAGGAAACUCUGAGGGAGGAAGAAAACUUGGAAGUGGGCGAAAAUGAGGAGCUCUGCCUGCUUCAGUAAAUGGAGAGAGAGAGGCGGUCGCACUGCAAAGAGAGCAAAGGCACCGGUCCACUAAUGACAACUGGCCCUCCGACAUGGCCCGUACAUGACCUGGGAACCAAAUCCAGCAUAGGAAAUACUUCUGACACUAUCUCGCCAUCUCUUAUUAACAGAAUCGACAGGAGGUUUGAUUUUUUAAUCUCUGCUGUCCCAGGACGUGAUCUUCAUAACAUGGGUGACAAUGUCAGUAACGCUCCUGGAGGGAGUGGGAAGAAGACUGGAAGGAGAAGUUUGGAGCAAGUGACUAAUUUCCCCCAAAGAACAGACAGUGUGGGCCACUUUCAAUGCUGUGUGAUUCUGAGAUUCUAGUCAAAACAUAUUUUGGUUCAGUAAACAGUGAGUCACUUUCAGAUGAAAUGAUUCCCCCGACCUAUCUUUUUAUCUGCCUAUUCUUCUUCGAGCUAGCAACUUGUGGUUGGGUCUGCUUAUCUUUUCCUGGGGCUUAAGGUCAUAAGUAAUAGGAGCGGAGGUAGGCCAUUCGGCCCAUCAAAUCUACUCAGCCAUUCAAUCAUGGCUGUUCUAUCUCUCCCACCUAACCCCAUUCUCCUGCCUUCUCCCCAUAACCCCUAACUGCAGUGUACUUACUGCAGAGUGCAUUAUAAAGGUCCCAUGUUAGAUGAGCUUAGGGGCCAUUUUCACCCAUUUGCGUUAAUGGCCCGUAACAUGGAAUUACCCUUUUUGUUAACGUGAUGGUGUCAACUCUGCUCUGGAAACAGUGAAAUUUAGUUUAAUUUAGAGAUACUGCGUGGAAACAGGUCCUUCGGCACAACAUGUCCACGCCGACCAACAAUCACCCAUACAUUAGUUCUCUCCUACACAAUUUACGGAAGCCAAUUAACCUACUGCACAUCUUUGGAAUGUGGGAGGAAACCGUUGCACCCGGUCUCGUCCCGAAAUAUCACCCAUUCCUUCUCUCCAGAAAUGUUGCCUGACCCGCUGAAUUACUCCAGCAUGUGUCUUAUCACCCAGAGAAAACCCACUUGGUCACAAGGAGAACAUACAAACUCCGUACAGACAGCAUCCAUAGUCAGGAUCGAACCCAGGUUUCUGGCGCUGUACGGCAGCAACUCUACUGUUGCACUUACGUGCCGAAUUGCCACAUGGAUGCGUGCAGGUAUUGUUCUUCUGAGCUUGGCACCAAAGCAAGUAAUUCGAUAUUUAAUUUUGCAGCUCGCGAGUGUUUUGUUUUAAUUCUGCCUCGGGCAGUGAAGAAAAUAUCCCAAUUUCCCAAAACUGGCAUUCCUCACUAAGAACACAAAACAAUACUUUUAAAAGCAGUCAGAGGCCCAAGAUUUUCAACAAAAAAAGCUUUUCUCAGCAUAAAUUCUCUUGAAAGAUAAUCAAAUUGUCGCUUAAAAGGUACUGUUUAAGUAAAUGAAUGUGAACAAUGAAUCGAUAAGAUGCCUAGUGAAGACGAAGAUUGUGGCACCAAAUGGCCUCUUUCUCUGGUGUAACACUUCAGGGUUCCAUGGCCAUCGUACUCGUUACCGCUUCUGGAUAUAUACAUAGUACACCUCGCCACAAAACCUCACCUCUACCCUGGAGAAAAUUCUGUAUGUGCAUGUGUGUCUUUAUCCGCAUGUGCGUGUUUGAUCUGUGCUCAUGGACAUAUUUGUAAAUCCAAAUACGUUGUCCCUUGCAGUUUGCACAAGAGACACUUGUAACGUGGACGGAGGUAAUGUAGCAAUACAAGGGUCGAAUGCACUACUUGGCUUUUUAAGAGGUUGGACACUAAAUUGGUUGUAUAGUUACUGGGAAUUGUAUUAUACAACUAGAUUUGCAACUUUCUCCUUUACUCCUUGUAGAUAGUUCGGUGGUUUUACCCCAGUUUUUAUGUUGGCUUCCGUUAAGAAGAGCAAGAGCUGACUAGAAUGCUGGAUCGGUCAAUAGUUCAGUUCAGUUUAGCUUCUUGCCACCUGUACAGUGAAAAGUUUUACAGAUUUCUGUCCAUAACACUUCAGGACAUCUGACCACCAUACGGCACACUGGAGGACCUCCAUCUUGACUAGUACAUCCACCACCAUCAUAGUGCUGAGUGAUGCUGUAUCUAGAGCUUUUCAACGUAUUACAUCCUGAUCCAGAGAUCUCCAGAUACAAAGUGUUGGGUCAGGUAGCAUCGCUGGAGAACUUCAGCAGGUCAGGUAGCAUCGCUGGAGAACAUGGAUAGGUGACGUUUCGGGUCGAGAUGCUUCUGAAGAAGUCUGAAGGAGGGUCUCGACUGGAAACGUCACUGAUCUGUGUUCUCCAGCAACGCUGCUUGAUCUGCUGAGUCACUCCAGCACUUUGUGUAUUAACCAGCAUCUGCAGUUCUUUGUUUCUACACAUGGCACGGUGGAUUGUUUAUUUGGAAGCAUCUCCACCUUCUGUAAAUGAUCUCAAGUACAACCCAGUUUGAUGCCCAGUGGAUCGGUUUGUAGCAGCUGAGGUGCUUAAGCCGAUAGUCGUCAUUGUUUGAGAGAACAGUAGUCGCUGCCAUUCUAGUUCCUCUCUCUGUGUCUGCUCUACGGUUUACUUGGGAGAAAUGGUCAGGGGGUGUGGGUUCUCAUUCCGAGGAUGAGCGAUUUCAGAGCAUCUUUCCACACAUUCUUUAGAUAGUCAUACAGCAUGGAAACAGGCCCUUCAUGUCAACUUGCCCACACAGACCAACAUGUUCCUCUGCAUCAGUCCCACCAGCCUGCAUUUGGCCCAUAUCCCUCUAAACCUGUACUAUCCAUUCACCUGUCUAAUUGUUUCUUAAAAGCUGCGAUAGUACCUGCCUCAACUACCUCCUCUGGCAGCUCGUUCCAUAUACACACCACCCUUUGUGUGAAAAAGUUACCCCUCAGGUUACUAUUAAAUCUUUCCCUCCUCACUUUAACCCAUGUCCUCUAAUUCUCGAUUCCCCUACUCUGGGCAACAGACUCUAUGCGAUCUAUCCGAUCUAGUCCUCUCAUGAUUUUGUUCGUUUUUGCUUUUCUUGAUUGAUCAGCAGAGCUUUUGCUUUGAAUAUGCUGCAGCGGAGUAUUGAAGUGUCCUAUUUAAU
This is a messenger RNA of Amblyraja radiata (thorny skate), 5525 nucleotides long. RefSeq names its product DEAQ box RNA-dependent ATPase 1 (gene dqx1). Gene Ontology annotation, molecular function: RNA binding; helicase activity; ATP hydrolysis activity. The transcript has 12 exons. The record is from RefSeq and is a predicted model, not a curated record. NCBI's taxonomy places the organism in Eukaryota, Metazoa, Chordata, Chondrichthyes, Rajiformes, Rajidae. The coding region runs from base 182 to 2464 and encodes 760 amino acids. Gene Ontology annotation, cellular component: spliceosomal complex; intracellular anatomical structure.